This is a messenger RNA of Carassius auratus (goldfish), 1128 nucleotides long. It is a transcript of the gene hcn5, whose product is annotated as hyperpolarization activated cyclic nucleotide-gated potassium channel 5. The transcript has 6 exons. Bases 147 to 1046 code for a protein of 299 amino acids. Gene Ontology annotation, molecular function: voltage-gated potassium channel activity. Lineage: Eukaryota; Metazoa; Chordata; Actinopteri; Cypriniformes; Cyprinidae. Gene Ontology annotation, biological process: sodium ion transmembrane transport; regulation of membrane depolarization; potassium ion transmembrane transport. Gene Ontology annotation, cellular component: membrane; axon; HCN channel complex. The record is from RefSeq and is a predicted model, not a curated record.
AGCAAGAGUGCGAGCGUGAAGACGAUGAAGAAAAGUGGAUGAAAUAGUCAGCAUAAAAGAAAGUCCAGAAAUAAAGUUAUCAGAGAGGCACUGCGAGAGAUGUUAGUGGUGUUUCAGUGAUCACAGUGCUUAGUCAGUGCCUGGAAAUGCAGCAUCUCGCACCUGAGAAUCACAGGCGCUUCUGUUGGAGCAGCUGGAAAAACCUCCUGCUGCCGCAGCUGAACAGACGCUCGCUGUAUGUCUACGGCAGUGAGGUGGCUGUGGAGAAGGAGUGCAUUAGACAGAAAGAGGAAGGGGUGUUGGUCAUCCAUCCCUUCAGUCGUUUAAGGAGUUAUUACAUCAUGUGUAUGGUGGCCAUAACAUUUCUGAAUCUAAUUGGCAUUCCGAUGGAGAUUGCCUUUCUGGAUGGGAACAGUGGAGUAGGUUGGGAGGGUUUUAACGUGUUCUCAGACACUCUGUUCCUGAUUGACGUGGGGCUUAACUUUCGCAUGGGGAUCAUUAAAGAUGACAGUGAGGGAGCCAUUCUGGAUUUGAAAAGCAUUCGACAGCACUAUUUAAAAAGCUGGUUUAUACCUGAUGUGGUAGCAGCAUUCCCAGUUGGUUACAUACUUCUUAUUGCGGACCUGCAAUACCACAGUGACUCUCCCUCAUCCAAAGCAGGCAAAAUGAUGCGCAUCUUGAUGUUUGUGAGAAUCCUCAGUCUUGUCCGCCUGCUGCGUGUGUCAAGGCUUGUUAGGUUUUUCAAUGAGGUGGAGAGAGUUUCAAAUGCCAACUUGGAGGUGGUGAGGGUGUUCCUGAGAAUCUUGUCAUUAUUUAUGAUGAUUUUCCUGCUGUGCCACUGGAAUGGCUGUAUUCAGUAUUUUGUGCCCAUGCUUGAGGAGUUUCCCUCAGACUGCUGGGUUAGAAGAGAGAAUCUAAUGAAUGCCACAGUGGGAGAGAAGUACUCUUUUGGAGUCUUUCGGGCCCUCUCUCAUAUGACUGCAAUAUCAUACGGUUCCUCUGACACACCCACAAGCAAGGAGUAUACUUUUGAUCAGCUGAUUUAGCUAAAUGUUCAUUUUAUGCCACAACUGAAAUCUUCUUUUAACACCUAAUGGGUUUUGUUUGUGUUUUGUUUGUUUUUUUCAG